Molecule: messenger RNA, 759 nt
Organism: Caenorhabditis briggsae
Lineage: Eukaryota; Metazoa; Nematoda; Chromadorea; Rhabditida; Rhabditidae
Exons: 5
Coding region: 1-759 (252 amino acids)
Source: RefSeq, a predicted model, not a curated record
AUGCCGAUAAAUCUAUCCAAAGACGGCAUUGAGGCAGUGGUGGCGAAAAUCCAUGAAAAAUACCCAACAGCAUCAUUCGACAAGGAAAUUCUUCAGAUUCAUAAAGAUUUUUUCGAUGAAAAUGAGGAUAAACUGAACAUCAAUAACAUCGCAAUUCGAGGAGUCACGGAUCAUUAUGACAACGAUGACGACGAGAACCCAAACAUCGCAUUCUUCACCUAUCACUGGGUGUGCUGGAAUGGAGCCAACUCAAAUCUCGAGGCGUAUUUCAUUCAUUAUCAUGCAACCCCACCUGUUCAUGGAAGAAAGCCCGUUCUGAAUCAAUUUGUCGAACGAUUCCAACUGAAGAAAGGCGAUUGGCAAAUCUGUCAGAACGAAGUCGACACACUGAAGAUUCACGAGACUUACUUCGUUCCUACCCCGGAUCCAUCCGCGACUCACAACGACGAGCUCUUCUUUUCUAUGCUCGUGAACUCUGCAGCUCUGCAGUGCGCGUCUAAUCCAGGAUACGCAGAACUUAUCACCGCCCAAGCUAAUCAGUACAUCAAAUCGCAAUUCGAGGACCUUCUUGAGGAGUACCAUCAGACUUACAACGAAUAUCAUUUGGCCCGUGCCGAUUUCUACCGCAAGCUCAAAAUCAGUGAUAUGCUCAUGGAGCAUCGCGUUCUUGCCGCAGCGGCCUACGAGGGUGAAAUCGAGCCAAGUCUUCUGGAGAAAAAAUUCCGCGAGUACUACACUGACAAAAUUGGCAGUCUUUAA